AAUUAAGUUCAAAUUCUCCAUUUAUAACAAGCUUUCAUGACGGAGGAAGUAUUUUCUUUGUUUGGCCAAUGAACUUUUCCAUUUUUUCAUGUCUAGCUUUUGAAAUCAAUUAUCAAAUACAUCAAGUACAACACAGUUCAUUUACCACGUUGAUCCCAAAAUUAGUGGUCAUCGGACAGAACUUAAUCAUAAGUACCAGGGUUACUAGCGUAUGAAAUGGAAACUUUGGGAUGUUUUAGUGGUCAACGAAGAUGGAUACAAAAUAUGACUUUUGCGAUCAAAAUAAACAAACGUUUUACUUUUGCAAUGAAAAUUUUAAUAAUAGUAAUGAUUGAGUUGUCUCGUACCAGAAUGCGCAAAAUAUCCUUCUUGGUGGAACAUAUAUAUGCUCUAUAAGUAAACCUUUUUGAUUCCCUAGUUAUGGUUGCUGCUUGUCCAUUUUCCUAGCCAAACUUCUCUAAAUACCUUAGUUUGAUCGAGCGUUUGAACACAACUUCUCAAAAAUUGUGUGAACUCACACUUUUUUUUGUAGCCGUUGGAUCUACAUCCAACCAUCACCAUCACUUCCAGCAUCUAAUAAAUAGACCACCUCCGUCCUAACCUAACCGGUCUCCCACCGCACCACAACAGGCGCCGCAAUUUCCUCACAUCCUUUUCUUCCACCAAGUUCCAGAUCUAGAGUUUUCAAUCUUGAUCUUCUCUAGCGAUCUUUGUGGUUCCACCUUUCCUCCUCUUCGUGGACCUUGAUGUUGCCUCCCGGCAGUGGGUGGUGGUGACGCCUUUGGUGCUCACCGUCAAAGUGGCGAAGCGGCGGGAGCUUUUCAUCAAGGUGAAUUUGGCCACGCCGCCUAGUAAUUUGUAUUGACUAGUUGCUUUGUCCGGCAAAAAAUUGGUGGAUGACCAUGCUUUAGCAACACCGGCGAAAAGUAAAAAAGGUAAAUUCUGACAACUUACCAUACAAUUCAGAUCUUAACCUCAUAGCUAACCUAAUGGCAACACAGCGAUGACACACAUCCUACCAGACGACCUCCAAUCCGAGCUCAUCGAGCACCUCCCGCCGCUUCCUCAAAGCCUUGUCCAUGCCUCCGCUGUCUGCAGGGCUUGGCGCCGUAUCGUGAAUGAUCAAGGUUUUCUACGCCGGUACCACGUGCGCCAUGGUACACCCCUAACCAUGGGCUUCUUCCACAACUCCGACACAAUUCCCCGCCCAUUCGUGCAUGUGGGCGGGUUCAGUAGCUUCUCCUUUGAGCGGCCCGGCGAGAAUGAACACCGUUGGAAGUUCAUGGAUUGUCGGCAUGGCCGCGUUCUCCUCUUUGACGAAUCCAGUGGGCAAGAUAUGUGUUUCCUUGUGUGGCACCCUAUGACUGGCUAUUGUCAUCGGAAGAUCGUCAGACAAAGCAGCUUCUUUAGACUGAAUUUCUUAAAGAGUAACACCAAUGCUGCCCUAAUCUGCGCGGCCGGCUGUGAUGACGACAAGCAUUACAUGAAUUGCAAGCCCACAAGUCCGUUCUGCAUAGCAGUCGUGAGCAGCGACUCUCGAGGACGUGUGUCUGCCAAUGUCGUCUCCUCGCUGACCGGCCCAGAGUCCAUGCCGGAGGACCUCCUGCCCGUGGGUGGUCAGAUCCGCGCGGAGCCAUGUGCCAUCGUCAACAACACCAUGUACCAACCACUUUAUGACUAUCGUGUGCUGGCUUAUGACAUAGGACAGCGCACCAUCACCGCGUUCGGGCGACCAAGGGGUGGUAAUGUCCGCCUUAUGAGGGUGGACGGUGGUGCACGGCUCGGUCUUGCCGCUGCACAAGACCUGAUUAUACGCCUGUGGGUGCGGGACACCGACGCUGAUGGCGGUUGGGUGUUGCGCAAAACAAUUGAUCUAGGCGAGUUGGUGACCGAUCUGUCCAUGGCGCCAUUGCCUUGGACGGACUCUCGGUUCCCCGUGAUGCCACCGGUGAAGAUCAUCGGGGUUGCUGAGGAGGGCGACGCAUUAUUCUUCUGGACCAUGGUGGGUGUAUUUAUGAUGUGCCCCAAAUCUUUGGAGCUAACCAAAGUGCAUGAGACUGCCGAGGGUAUGAAUAUUGUGUACCCUUAUGCUGCAUUCUAUCUCCUUCCUGCCCCAGCCCCGCAGUAAUGUGUGCCUCCCUGGCUUUGCAUUUGCUGCAUGAGAUCAACAUGUAAUAGGUUAGUGGCAAACAUUGGGUCCGACGCUUACAGGUUUUUGUCCCGUAGGGAGUACUCGAAUCUGAGUACGAACAGCGGGUUUCCUGUUAUUGUGUCGAGCUCCUACUGUAUUUUACUAUUGUAAAACUAUGCAAAUGGGCAUUACUAGUCUGACAAUAGGUUGGCUGAUACCCAGCCAAUUUUUGAAGCGAGCUGCUGUUUGUAAGUCGAUUGAGAAAUAGAUACUUCUAAGUCAGACUAAGUAAGUCUACGCAACUUCUAAUUUUUUUACAACAUAGUAUCUGCUAGCACUCUUCACAGUUGAAAGUGAACAUGUUUCAUCUGAUAAAAUCGUAUUUUACACCUAUAUAUGACGCCCACUUCUUCCUGAAAGGAUCAAUGUGGUUCAAACUCAGACCUAAGCAGAAUUAAUCAAGACCACGAAUACCGACCUGGUUCAAAAGCAGGGGGUUCAACUGGGGAAAGAGAUAAAGGAUAGACUGCAAAAGUUGAGCACUGCCAUCUCUAACGAUGAAUACCGGCCGCGACUUUUCAGACAACAAUCACGACAUCAUAUAGUGUUUUUUCGAAUGAGUGGACUUUUUAUGCUUUAUUAAUACACAUUUAAUCACCCAACAUGGUCCACGAUCUAAAAUUGUGUUCAGAAAUCGCAAUGGAUCUAUCGGCUAACAUGAUCAUGCAGUUGCUCGCUCUUAUGUACUAUUAGCAAUUUAAUUAGAAUUGCUCCGAUUGAGUAUGUAGUUUUGUCAAUCAGAUGCCGCUUGCUGUUGAAUAUAAAUAUAGUGCCUCGCCCAUUUUCAUCAGUUCGAACUUUUGGUUCAGUUGGCUAGUGCAUCAAUCCGCUAAGGACUUUUAAUUAAUUAAUUAAUAAGUUUGCACUUUUGGUUCAAUUGGCUAGUGCAUCAAUCCUACAUUUGCGAACACUGAACUCAUUAAUUACAUGAGCAUUUGGUAUCUGUUUUUAUCAAGGGCCCUCGAUUAAUCUUAGUGUAAUCACCUCUUGCUAGGUUUCGCCCUCGCAUACUGAUCGAUGUGUCCACCAUCGACAUGACCACAUCUGUUCUUGGAUUGAAGAUCUCGAUGCCCAUCAUGAUUG
Molecule: messenger RNA, 3274 nt
Organism: Lolium perenne
Lineage: Eukaryota; Viridiplantae; Streptophyta; Magnoliopsida; Poales; Poaceae
Source: RefSeq, a predicted model, not a curated record